Mobula hypostoma (lesser devil ray) is the source of this 2246-nucleotide messenger RNA. RefSeq lists its product as uncharacterized. Bases 1487 to 2098 code for a protein of 203 amino acids. The transcript has 3 exons. NCBI's taxonomy places the organism in Eukaryota, Metazoa, Chordata, Chondrichthyes, Myliobatiformes, Myliobatidae. The record is from RefSeq and is a predicted model, not a curated record.
UUGAGUAUUUCUUCAUUUUUGAAACACAUCUAUCUUGAAUUUUACUGCUUUUCCCAGAAAUACAUGCCAUUAUUUUUCUGCUGUCAUUCCUGCCGCCAUCUCCUUCCAAUUUACUUUGGCCAGCUCCGGUCCCUUACCACUCUAAUUUCCUUUACUCCACCGCUACGUCAGUCUUUACUUUGUUCCUAUCAAAUUUCAAGUUGAACUCAGUCAUAUUGUGAUCACUCUCUCCAAAGGGGUCCUUUACCUUAAGGUCCCUAAUCGCCUCCGGUUCAUUAUAUAACACCCAAUCCAGUAUAACUGAUCCCUUUGUAGGCUCAACGACAAACUGCACUACAAAGCCACCUCGUAGGCAUCUAACAAAUUCAUUCUCUUAGGAUCCAUCACCAGCCUGAUUUUCCCUAUCUAUCUCCUUGUUAAAAUCUCCCAUGACUAUCACAACAUUGCCCUUUUGACAUGCCUUUUCUAUUUCCCAUUGUAAUCUGUGGUACAUAUCCCAGCUAUUGUUUGGAGGCCUGUAUAUAACUGCCAUCGGGGUCCUUUUACCCUUGCGGUAUAACUCAACCCACAAGAUCAUCCACCUUAUUUCUUAUACUCUGUGCAUUGAGAUAUAACACUUUGCGAGUACUGCACUUGCUACCUUUUUUGAAUCUGCAUUGCUAAUGCACUGAUACUCACCCUGUUGGCUACAAUUUUGUUCUAUCAUCUGCCUGCCCUUUCUGACAGUUUGACUGCAUUCAAUUUUUUUUUUAAUAAUCUGUUCUAUCCCGAGUCCCUUCACUCCGGUUCCCAUCCCCCUGCCAAAUUAGUUUAAUCUCUCCCAAACAGCUCUAACAAUCCAUGAUCAUGAGCACAUUUGGGGUAUAAUAUACUUUGGAAUACCCUGAGGACGUUGAAUUUGAAAUAGUAAAAAUGGAAUUUCAUUAGUUAUACCUGAAAGUGGCACAAUUAAUUUUGAAAUUAUAUUUAUCGUUAAUAUUGUCAGUUACAAAACUGAUAUUAGUUACCCAGUAAAAUUAGUUGCAAUUAUGACUCCUGUGUAAAAUAUACAUCAUUAUAUUACUGGUGAGGGGUAAAAGAAUUCUUUUACUUAUCAGUUCAAUAUGUAGACUCAUGAUAUAGAGAAGUUGCUUAGCACUUAUUUGUGAAUGAUGAGGCACUCACAACCGAUGAGCAGCGUCCAUCAGCAAUGACUCCCACCAUAUGGAGGAAUCUAAGGUGGGGGCUUAUAUGGGAGGCAGGGUUUGAGGGUCGGCACAACAUUGUGGGCUGAAGGGCCUGUACUGUGCUGUACGAUUCUAUGUUCUAUGUUCCAUCCAGGCCAUAAACUCUUCUCACUACUACCAUUGAGAAGGAACUACAGCAAUCUGAGGUCCCACACCAUCUCUUAAGCCAUCAGGCUCUUGAACCAGUGUGGAUAACUUCACUCACCUCUACUCUGGACAAAUUCCACAAUCUCCAGACUCACUUUCAAGAACUACCCCUCAUGUUUUCAGUUCUUUUGAAGACCCUGAUCUGGAGUUACACUCUGACUUCGGUUCUUUGGAGGAAUGGGAUCUGCUCGCAGGGGCCUCACAACCGGCCGCUUUUUGCUAUCCCAAGGAUGCGGCCUGGAAGAAGAGCACAGCUUCAGGGUUCCGGGAUUACGUGGCUCUGGGGAUGUGCUGAUUCUAGGCCAGUGUUGCCGACUGAAGCGUCGUGGGAAAACACGGAACUUCAGGAGCAGUGGAUUAGCUGCCAGGGGUGUGUGUCCGGACAGCUGUGCCUUUUUGGUGUCAAUUCUCCGGGCACAGAGUUUGGAAAAAGUGACACAACAGACUAUAACAUCGUAAAUCAGGUUCUUUUUGAAGACCCUGACCUGGAGUUACACGCGGGCUUCGGUUCUUUGUGGGAAUGGGACCCAUUCUCGGGGUUCCAUGACUGGCUGCUAUUCGACAUGCCAAGGGUUUGGAAGCCUAAGAUCUCGGGGCUCUGGAGACAGGCGGAUCAAGGGUCGGUGUCACGGCCAGAGACUCAUGUGUCAUCGGGGAGGCUGGAAAAUCUCUCGCUGUGGGCCAGAAGACCCAAGGUCUUUGCGAUUUUCAGACACAGAGCUUGAGAAAAGCAACAAAGUGGACUUUUAACAUCGUAAACCAGUGGGUUGUUGAAUUUUGGAUGAAAUGCGAAGCCUUUGGGGUAACUUUGGUCUGUGUCUUUGCUAUUGCUUAGCACACACUUGGGCUCGGUGAUGGUACCGAUGCGCGUUU